AUGCAGUCGUUCGAGACUAUCAUCUCCAGUGAUGGAGAUAAACGCGUGUUCGGGGUCAACAAUGCGGCCUUGCACAUAGCUACCCUGCGGGCGAAGCCCCGGCUGCUCACGAAGCGGAUGAUGAAGUUGUACUGGUGCAUUAUCGUAGCAACCCUCAACUCCUGCAUCAACGGAUACGAUGGCUCCCUGAUGGGCUCGAUCAAUAGCUACCGCCAGUACCGCGAGUACUUCGGCUUCGAUGUCGACGAUGGAACGCCGACAACGGGGAUUGUGUAUGCGAUUUACACCAUUGGAAACAUUGUAGGAUCGUUCUUUGCGGGGCCGUUUACUGAUUUCAAAGGCCGCCGCGUGGGCAUGGCUAUCGGCGCAUUAUGGAUCAUAAUCGGAACAAUCGUACAAGCAACCUGCACGAACCUGGGUGGGUUUAUGGCUGGGCGGUUUAUCCUCGGGUUUGGAGUCGCAACUUCAGCAACUGCUGGCCCUGCUUAUGUCUCGGAGAUGGCACACCCAGCCUACCGCGGCGUGAUGACGGGGCUAUACAACGUACUGUGGUUUGGAGGCGGGAUACCGGGGACGUUCAUACCAUGGAGAACGAGCUUUAUUGAAGGGACGCAGAGCUGGCGCAUACCAGUCUGGCUGCAGAUGUUUUUCUCGGGAUUGGUGCUGUUGCUCUGCUUUACUAUUCCAGAGAGCCCCCGAUGGCUGAUAUCGUGUAACCGCCACGAAGCAGCCAUCCGCGUCCUCGCUGAAUAUCACGGAGAAGGAGACCGGAACUCCCCGCUGGUCCGCCUGGAAUAUCGCGAGAUGGUAGAGGAUAUCUCCAAUGUCGGCUCUGAUAAGCGCUGGUGGGACUAUCGCGAGCUCUUCAACAGUCGCGAAGUGCGAUAUCGCUCGAUGCUCGUCGUCUUCAUGGCAUUCUUCGGCCAAUGGUCCGGCAACGGCCCAGUCUCCUACUACUACCCGCAAAUGCUGCAAGGCGCCGGAAUCUCCUCAAACAACACGCGACUCCUACUGCAGGGCCUCCAAAACGUCGUCCAAUUCAGCGGCGCCAUAUUCGGCGCCCUGAUAACAGACCGCGUCGGGCGCAGGCCUCAGCUUCUCUUCUCGACACUCAUCAUGGUCUUCCUGUUCGCGAUCAUCACAGGGCUCAAUGCCACGAAUGUCACGGAUGGGCCGGACGGCAGUGUCGUCGCCAAAAGCGGCAUGACGGCGCGCGCGCAGAUUGCGAUGAUUUUUGUCUUUGGGUUUGUGUAUUCAGCUGGCUGGACGCCGAAUCAGGCCAUGUAUCCCGUCGAGUGUUUGAGGUAUGAGAGUCGGGCGAAGGGGAUGGGGAUGAGUAAUUUUUUCAUUAACAUUGCCUCCUUCUACAACACGUUUGUGACGGGAAUCGCAUUCACGCGCGCCCGGUGGAAGUACUACUUCCUGUUUAUCUGCUGGGAUACGCUCGAAGUGGUCGUUAUUUACUUCCUCUUUGUCGAGACGAGCAAGCGGACGCUGGAGGAACUGACUAUGAUUUUCCAGCAGCCCAGCCCUGUGAAGGCAAGUCUGGAUAAAGAGGAGAUCUUUGUUUCUGGGGAUGAUAUUGUGGAGGUUCGGAGGUGGUAG
Aspergillus puulaauensis is the source of this 1605-nucleotide messenger RNA. Its product is annotated as putative MFS lactose permease. Gene Ontology annotation, cellular component: membrane. Gene Ontology annotation, molecular function: carbohydrate:proton symporter activity. The record is from RefSeq and is a predicted model, not a curated record. NCBI's taxonomy places the organism in Eukaryota, Fungi, Ascomycota, Eurotiomycetes, Eurotiales, Aspergillaceae. Gene Ontology annotation, biological process: carbohydrate transport; transmembrane transport. The coding region runs from base 1 to 1605 and encodes 534 amino acids. The transcript has 6 exons.